Spodoptera frugiperda (fall armyworm) is the source of this 3436-nucleotide messenger RNA. RefSeq names its product palmitoyltransferase Hip14 (gene Hip14). Gene Ontology annotation, molecular function: protein binding; palmitoyltransferase activity. NCBI's taxonomy places the organism in Eukaryota, Metazoa, Arthropoda, Insecta, Lepidoptera, Noctuidae. The record is from RefSeq and is a predicted model, not a curated record. Gene Ontology annotation, biological process: protein palmitoylation. Gene Ontology annotation, cellular component: Golgi membrane. The transcript is spliced from 4 exons. Bases 216 to 2099 code for a protein of 627 amino acids.
CAAGAAAAUCAAGAAAUCAGAUUAUCAGAAAUGUCAAUAAAUGUGUGUUUGGUUGUUCUUGAUUUGGUCGUGAGAUUCUGUAGUUAUUAUCGAGAUCUUGUCGUUGUAAAAUAUUAGUUCGCAUAUUGUGAAGGUGUAUCAAAGUUCAAGGUUUUUGUGAAGUCUUAUCGAGUUGUACCAAUAAUGCUAAUACCCCCUGGACUGUGUUAAGGAGUAUGUACGAUAGUACAUGCGGCGCCGCCGCCAGCGGACAGUGCGGCAAAGCACAGCCUGAUGGCGACGGACCGCCGCCUCGGGAGCCGCCGCCGGCACCUCUAGAGAGAGACUACAGUGGCUUCGACAUAGUCAAGGCCACACAGUACGGUGCGUUCGGACGCGUCAAAGAACUCGUCGAAGCAGGAUGGGAUGUCAACCAGCCAGACCACGAGACUGUGACGCUGCUGCACUGGGCCGCAAUCAAUAACAGGCGUGAGAUCAUCCAGUACUUGCUGUCGAAGGGUGCAGCGGUAGAUGCCGUGGGUGGAGAGCUGCAGUCGACUCCGCUGCACUGGGCGACACGGCAGGGCCACCUGGAGGCGACGGUGCUGCUGGUGCGCGCCGGCGCGGACCCCACGCUGCGCGACGCGGAGGGCUGCGCCUGCCUGCACCUGGCGGCGCAGUUCGGCCACACGGCGGUGGUGGCGUACCUGGUGGCGCGCGGCGUGGCGCCGGACGCGCCGGACGCGGCCGGCAUGACGCCGCUGAUGUGGGCGUGCUGGAAGGUGUCGGCCGUGGACCCGGCGCGCCUUCUGCUCACGUUGGGCGCCUCGCCGCGCCCGGCGGAUCGCUCGCACGGGAAUACGGCUCUACAUUGGGCCAUCCUUGCUAGAAACACGACUGCCAUAUCCACCCUCAUCCUAUAUGGAGAUGCCAGUCUAGACGUGCCCAACUUGCGAGGAGUGACUCCUUUGGCGAUGCUGCAGGCCAAUGCCGACUCCCUGUGGGUGGGUUCCAAAGUAUCUGACAAAAUAAAAGAACACUCUCUGGCUGCAAACAAACAUAAUCUACUUAGAAGAUUAACAUAUGAUAAGAAGUUCCGGUGGUGGUGCGUGGUGGUGAUGCCCUUCGUGGCCUUCUACCUCACCGGGCUGGUGCUGGAGAUGGACGCGCUGUACCUGGUGAAAGCCUUCAUGCUCAUCUGCUUCUACGGCGCGCUGCACUUCGUCAGCAACUUGCUCUUCGAUGACGACCUUAAAAACAUAUUCCCGCUCAGCGUUUAUCUUGCGACCAAGGUGUGGUUCUACAUCACGUGGGCGGUGUUCAUCGCGGGCGUGGUGGGCGCCGGCGCCACGCUGCUGUUCGCGCUGAGCUCGUGCGCGCUGUGGUACUCGUUCCUGCGCUCGUGGCGCUCCGACCCCGGCGUCAUCCGCGCGUCGCGCGCCGACAAGCUGCGCACCAUCAUCGAGCUGUCCGAGUCGGCGCGCGGCGGGUUCGAGCCGGCGCGCUUCUGCUCCGCCUGCCUCGUGCGCCGCCCGCUGCGCUCCAAGCACUGCUCCGUCUGCAACCGCUGCGUCGCCAAGUUCGACCACCACUGUCCCUGGGUGGGCAACUGCAUCGGAGCCAACAACCACCGCUACUUCAUCGGGUUCCUGGUCAGCCUGCUGGUCAUGUGCGCCUGGAUGAUCUGGGGCGCGGCGCAGUACUUCAGCGCCGAGUGCCCCGCGGCCGACCCCACGGCGCCGGGCGUGGUGAUGCAGUGGGCGCGGUGCAACCCGUGGCUGGCCUGGGUGUUGCUGAACGCGUGCUUCCACCUGUUCUGGGUGACCGUGCUGACGGGCUGCCAGCUGUACCUGGUGGUGUGCCUGGGCAUGACCACCAACGAGCAGCUCAACCGCGGCCGCUACCGGCACUUCGUGGCGCGCGGCGGGCGCUCGCCCUUCACGCGCGGCCCGCUGCACAACUGCGCCGAGCUGUUCGGCUGCGGCUGCGGGCCGCUGGGCGCGCGGCCGCGGGACUGGGCGGCGGCCGGCCUGGCCGACCUGCGCGAGCCGGACGAGGCCGAGCCCGAGGCCGAGCCGCCGGAGGACGAGCGCCUGCUGCGCGACCAGCACUACGUGUAGCCGCGGCCCGCUCCGACUCGUGCGCGACUGCAAGAAUACGAUUCUUGUGAUAACGUUUUAUAUUUGUAUCGUUUUUACUAAUAAUUUAAUGUACGAUUGUAUUCGUUUGGAAGCCUCACUGUACUGUGCGUUCGUUUAGUACGAUGUGUCGUGUUCUCUGUGAUACAAACACGAACCAAUAUACUUAAGGUUAGAAUAAAUAUUAUUUAUAAGAACCGAAGCUUCCUUCUAGUGAGUCGUCCACUUGUCCAUUGUGUAAGCUGAGCAUGACGCGCAAAUAUGUUUUGGUACUACUGUAUAGGCACUGCGACUCUGACGGCGUAGCAGAGCAGCGGCGCAUUCCAGCCAGGCGUUUCUGCUUCUGUAGGAAUUCAGGAAUACUCUUAGAGUGCUCCCUCGUGCUUCCAAAGGAACCCUCAUGCAAGUCGUGAGAUGUGGAGUCUCUCACCAUUGCAGGAAGACUGCUGUGUAACUGAUAUGGGACCUGUCCCCGGGCCCUGCAGCGAGUCAGAUGAAUGAACCUAGCGUAUACAAACACUUCUGUUGUACUGUAAAAUUUUCUGUGUAAAUAAUCUAUCUAGCUUGCAAUUGUGUGACAUGUAAUGGGGAGCUCAGCGUCCACGGACCAUGUUAUAUCAAGUAAAUAAGUUAUGGUCCCGUUUGCUGUCGCCCGCGGCCCGCGCUCUUGCGACGUGUUACCGUUGCCACCCGCGCACUCCCAAACUCCUUGCACUAAUAUAUUAGAACAUUGGCCGCCAACUGCAGUCGCGGGGACGUCUGGGUAACGUUACCAAAACUUGUUUGUGUCGAGUGCGGUGUGACUGACUUGAGAUAGUAGCGGUUAGCGUUGGUAUUGACGUGAACAAAGUGUUAGUACAACAUGGCGGCACUGCGGCACUGCGGCGCGGCCGGCCCUACAGCUGGUGCAGUAUUACAGAUGUCGCGUGGCGGGCCGGUGUCCUGCCACUGGUAGUGUAAUUAUUGUAAAUUGAACUAUUCACAUGUACCUAUAAACAUGAAGCAAUCCUUAAUCAAACGUGUUUUGUGCGCUUGUAUUUUACUGUAAAAAGGCGGAUUUAGUUUAAUAUUCUAUUUAUUUAGUUACUAUAAAAGAACAAUGUACGUUUGUACCAUAGCAAUAUCGAGUUCCGAGCUUACGACGAUAUCAUUGUUACCGUAAGACCGAGUCACGCGCGGCGCGCGGCGCUCCACUGCUGAGCGUCGCCGGCUUCACUCUUCUAUUUAGAUGUUAAACUGUAUAGAAUAAUACUAUUGUAUUAUAAUAUAAAACGAAACCAAAAUGCAUUUAAUGUCAAUAAAUAUUUAAUAAACUUAAA